Molecule: messenger RNA, 1510 nt
Organism: Fusarium redolens
Lineage: Eukaryota; Fungi; Ascomycota; Sordariomycetes; Hypocreales; Nectriaceae
Exons: 6
Coding region: 94-1236 (380 amino acids)
Source: RefSeq, a predicted model, not a curated record
UGGCUUCCACGCACUUGUUGUAUCAACUUAUAUAGUAAUUCCCACGGCUGAUGAUAUCCUUCUUUCUAUCAAUUUUCUUGUGAGGCUUCCAAAAUGGAACAAAAUGACAGCGGCACAGCUGUCAACAUGGUCUUCCGACGUGGUUAUGUGCCGCUCUCGGAAAUGCCAACGACAGCGAAACAGCAAACUGGAAUUGCGAUUAUUUUUCUCAUGACCUCUCUUGCUUUCGUCACAUGGGGUGCCCGCAUGUACUCCAGAUUCAGUAAGAAGCAAAUUGGUAUCGAUGAUUGGCUCGUCACGGUCGCAAUGCUAUUCUCUAUCGGCCUACAUGUUCCAUAUUACUACUUCUUGCGAUACAAUUAUGUCGGCUUCUAUACCAAAGAUCUCCCAAAGUCGUAUAAUGUCGAGCCUGUUUUAUUUUAUAACUGGAUAAUGCAGGUCCUUUAUAACCCUAUCCUGGCACUUAUUAAGUCAUCAGUUCUUUUCUUCCUUCUUCGCCUUGGGGGCCAUAAUCGCAGUAUUAAAUGGACCAUCUAUGGCCUGAAUGCAUUUAAUAUCGCGCUGAUGAUUGCAAUCUUCUUAACCGUGGUAUUCCAAACCAUUCCCAUUAAUGCUUUUUGGGACCUAUCUAUAAAGCCAGAACGUCAGAUUAAUGGACCAGCGUUCUAUAUCUCAUCAGCCAUUAUCACAAUCAUUACAGAUAUUCUUGUUCUUUUGAUUCCAUUUUGGAUUUUCUUGGGUCUCAAGAUGCGGGUCGCUGCAAAGCUGGGUUUGAUUAUGGUAUUUCUUAUGGGCGGCGUAGUGACUAUUGUCGCUAUUCUUCGUGUGAUCGAACUGUACAAGAAGUUUUACAUCAAAGGAUAUGACUCAAGGCACUCGCUGGGUGAUACUCUGAGCAGUAUCGAAGUCAAUCUCGCUAUUAUGGCUUGUUGCGGUCCAGCUCUGCGUCCACUGUUUCGCAAAAUGUUUCCUCGUCUAUUUUCUGGAACAAGUACUAAUGACGCUGGAAAGUAUAACACACCAAGUGCCUAUGGAAAUAGUAGCCGCCAUGGAGCCGGUACUGCUGGAGUCACGUCGUUUCAUCUAAAGGAUAUGCAUCGAAGCAGAACACAGACUGAGAUUCGUGGAUACUCACCUAAUGGAAGUGAGGAGGAGAUUAUGACAUACAAUGGCAUCCUCCGGACGACUGCUGUGGAUGUCAAAUAUGACGAGUCACAUUCGAUAGACAGACACUAAUAGGGAGGUUAAAGGCUUGAGAGAUCUUGUACUACCUUGAAUAGCAGAGGGAAAAACAGCCUAGAGUCUGGGUAGUUAGAGCAUUACAAGGUAUAUAUAGAUGUUAACUGGCAUAUAAUUGUAUUUUUAUUACGCCUCAGGAUUAAAGACCCGACCAGCAAUCUAUGGGUUCUUUAAGUUGAAAAACCUGUGAACCUAAGUAGGGUUAAGGUUGCAGGCUAAUUACAGGAUAUAGAUGUGCCACAGUAAAUAAAGGAGGACCCCUAUGUUAUAA